AUGACCACGUCAGACCCGGUUCAGAUUCUAUCGAAUGGAGUGGUGAAGCCAAUCGCACAGUUUUCGGUUCCAACCAAACCUGAGGACAUUGAAGACUUGGGGCAUUGCAAGAUAUGUCUUCAAAGGGCCGAUGGUAUUCAUUUUUCAGUGACUUCUUGCAGGUAUUAGUGAGAUUAUGUAUAUUCACAGCAAGUUCCUUUAUUUCAGAGCUUGUGCAGCAUUUUUCCGUAGAACUGUCAUACUCAAGAUGAAGUAUAGUUGCAAGGAAGAAGGAAAAUGCUCAGUUGAGAAGUGUAAGUGUUUAGCUUUUCGAGAAUGUUCUUCCGGGCCGCCCUCACACUUUAUUAGAGCCGGAAAUGAAAAUCAUUUCGUCAUGAGUGGGAGGAAGUGCUGGAUUGAAUCAGACACAGCUUCUGCUUGUUGCUGAUCUUGUGGUUUUUGUGAAUAACGUCCGUUCGGGAACUACGGAUUUAGAUAAUGUCUGCUCAACAUUUCUAUUUUUGGCGGGGGUAUUUCUUACGUGCGGGUCAUCAUUGAAUUCUUGAUUAUGAAACAAAACAUGACGAAUAUUGACAUUCAUUUCUAUUCAGCCCUCCGAAAUUUGUGCCGCAGCUGUAGGUACACGCGAUGCCUCAAUGAGGGGAUGAAAACAGAAUGUGAGUUUCGCAACUUGGAAAUUAAAAGAUUAAAACACAAUACUACAGUAGUCCAGCUCCAAAGAGAUUCCAUUGGCCGAAAAAGAAGCCAGCAGGUACAAAUAAACUGUUUUGACGAAAGUGAGAAUGACAGAAAGCCUUCAGAGUUCCUCUGCGGAUGCCCUUUUUCUGCCAAACGUCGCUUCGUCGCUGAGUGCUGUUUUCAAGAAAGACGAUGGACGAGAAGAGUCACUCACAGCGUCUUGCACUAUUUUGGCUCAGAUGACAAGUGGUACACAAAGACACAUCCGACAAAAGAUGUCAAAAACGUCAGUUUUCAGGAUAUGCUCUGUUUUUGAAGUUUCGAAAAUCGGCGAACACUCUGGUGCAGAGCUCGGUGAUCACUCCACCUUUUAAAAUGCCAAAAGAAGUGAGGAAUGUAACGAUUCUAUUUAGAUUGUAAACGUUUUUCUAGGAACUUCAUACAUCCCGUUUUGAUUCGGCUAAACAAGUGUGUAAAGUCGAGGCACAUUUGGUGACAGAUAUUGUGAACACUUAUUUCUAUCCGUUCAGUAGUCUGAAGUUUGAAGACAAAGCAAGUUUUGAGGGAUUUUUUAAAAGAAUGACUAUGAAGUUGGCAGGUUGCUCUGUUCAAAAACUUCUUCUGCUACUUCUCGCACACCGAUCGCGCUUACCAAUCCUACAAACGCUUUGAAGGUGAUAACGGUAAAUGUUAUUUUCACGCCUUCAUUUUGUAAUUGAUGUUUUGAACAGCGAACGACAAGAUCCUCAUGCCCGAUGGAGGAUUCAUAAAGCGGACCGAACUCGGAAGAUUCUAUGAGAAUGCGGAAGGCGUUCAUACAACUCCAGAAGAUGCUGCAAAGUGAGAAUUACGGAUUUGUUUUGAUCAUGAUAGAUUAAUCUGUGUGUUUUGUUUGAGAAUCUUCCAACCGGCAUUCAAUUACAUUUUGGAUGUCAUUGUUGACUAUAUGAGACGCAUUCGUAUAAUUGAGACCGAAUAUCUGGCGCUCCUUGGUUUCUGUUUGUGGGACGACGGUGAGUAAGCAUGACGGGGCGACGGAAGCUUUCCGGAAACAAUCAGCAUAACCUAUUUCGAUGUGUUCUCUUUCAGCGGUUCCCGGAUUAUCCAAAGAGGCCAAAGGUUUGGCGGUGAAAACGCAGUCGCAGUUGCUCGCGGAGUUGCAAACAUUCUACUUUGCACAAGUGGAGGAUUAAGAGAUUAAAACAUUUGUAUCAUUCACCGUUUUCAGAGCAAAGAGCCCCCAGAAGUUACGCAACGAAUCGGACAGCUUUUGUUGCUUGUUCCAAAGCUAACAGUUAGCUUUAAAAGAGUGUAAAAGAAUCCUAUUAAUUUUCAGAAGUGUGUCAUCAUGCUGCGUGAAAACUCUGUGCUGGCCGAACUUUUCAAUUACUACGAGGCGGACGUCUGUUGCAAAAACUUCAAAGAAGACGCUUCUGUCGAUUUGGACUGCACUUCCGAGUGCAUUGUACAUUCUAAAAACGAAUAA
This is a messenger RNA of Caenorhabditis sp. 36 PRJEB53466, 2164 nucleotides long. Lineage: Eukaryota; Metazoa; Nematoda; Chromadorea; Rhabditida; Rhabditidae. The record is from the annotation of a GenBank genome assembly.